This is a messenger RNA of Rhipicephalus sanguineus (brown dog tick), 3931 nucleotides long. Its product is annotated as DNA polymerase eta. NCBI's taxonomy places the organism in Eukaryota, Metazoa, Arthropoda, Arachnida, Ixodida, Ixodidae. The record is from RefSeq and is a predicted model, not a curated record. The transcript has 11 exons. Gene Ontology annotation, cellular component: nucleus; replication fork; site of double-strand break. Gene Ontology annotation, molecular function: DNA-directed DNA polymerase activity; damaged DNA binding. The coding region runs from base 138 to 2546 and encodes 802 amino acids. Gene Ontology annotation, biological process: response to radiation; error-prone translesion synthesis.
AGACGCUCGCGCUGUCGACGGCUGCAUCGGUCGCUGUCUUCAGUUUCAUCAUGUUUCGACCGCUUCAGCUAGGUCGCCUUUCAAUCGACGGGCGAGCGCGGUACCUGCUGGCAGUUAGUACGAGCAAGAAGUAGCCGAUGAGAAGGCUGACAAUACUGUUUCAAGCCGUGAAAGCCAUGGCGACCGCAUCCACACCACGGCACCGUGCGGUGGUACUCGUUGACAUGGACUGCUUCUACGUCCAAGUCGAGCAGAGGCUGGCUCCCGACUGGAACGGCAAGCCCUGCGCGGUGGCACAAUACAACACUUUCCAGGGAGGAGGGUUGAUAGCGGUCAACUAUGAGGCCAGGGCGUUUGGGGUCAAGCGUGGCAUGAGGGGGGAACAGGCUGCCAAGUUGGCCAAGGAUCUGCACCUGUUCCGAGUGCCAGAGGUCCGAGGCAAGGCCGACCUUACCAGGUACCGGGAGGCAGGCGCCGAGGUCCUAUCCGUGCUGUGCCAGUUCAGCGAAGUGGUCGAACGUGCGAGCAUAGACGAAGCGUACCUGGACCUCACGGAAGCGUGCAAGGCGGUACCUCUGCCUCGGAGUGCCGACGCCCUCCCUAACUCCUUCCUUGGCCAGACUCCCAAGACUGCUUCGCAGAGUGGCGAGGACGACGCCAAAGCCGAACUCGUGGCGUGGCUGUCCGAAAUCGAAGACCCCGACUGUCCGGAUGCCCUCUUGGCACGAGCGGCGGUGCUCACGGAGCAGAUACGGGCGGCUGUCUUCACUCAGACGGGCUUCCGCUGCUCUGCUGGGAUUGCACACAACAAGGUGCUGGCCAAAUUGGCUUGCGGUCUGCACAAGCCCAACAAGCAAACAGUCCUGACUGAGGCAGGGGUGCCGCUCCUGUUUGCCACGCUCCCUGUUCACAAACUGCGCAAGCUUGGUGGCAAGUUGGGCAAGGACAUUCAGGAGCUCCUGCAGGUCGAAGUGGUGGCCGACUUGUUGCGGUUCUCCCAGGAUCAGCUGUCGUCCCACUUCGGCCACAAGACGGGUACGUGGCUGUACCAGCUUGUACGUGGCAUUGACUACGAGCCGGUGACCCCCCGUAAGCUGGCCCAGUCCAUCGGUUGCGGCAAGAACUUCCGAGGCAAGCUCGCUCUCGACACUACAACCAAGGUGAAGCACUGGCUGGACCAGCUCUCCGAAGAGCUAGUCGAACGACUCCUGAGGGAUCGGGAACAGAACCACCGGAUUGCUCAGUUGCUGGUUGUGAGCUUGCGGAAAGUGGGGCAGGAAGGUGGCACUUCGCGUUCCUGCCAACUGGUUGCCUACGACACUGCCAGGGUUGCAAAGGAUGCAUUGGCUGCUGUGAUGAAGCUGAACACAACUGCCGCAGCAUCCAAGGACAGUUGGAAGCCACCAUUGACAAACCUCAUGUUGGCAGCGACGAAGUUUCGGGACAGCUUGGAAGACGGGUCCCAAGAGAUCUCCAAGUUUCUCGUGCGGCAGUCGGAGAAGGCUGACAAGUCCGAGAAGCCAACGUUGGCACCACUGCCACCCGCGACACCGCAGAAAGGCCAGAAAUUGGCCGAAAAAUCAGAGGAGGACGACAAAGCAUCCACUGCUAUGGAAGGGCCAGCACCGUCGUGCUCCUUGGUAACACCCAAGAAAGAGGAAGGGUUGAACGACACCCUUCCCUUCUCGGAGAAGCUCGCGAUGAUCCUGCAGAGCCCCCGAGAAACUAGGAAACGCAGCGACAACUCGCCGCCCCCAGCGGCGGAGCAGCGCCGCGUGGAAGAGGUGAAGCGGGCGUUACCCGUCGCGGUGUCUCCGAAAAAGACCGUAAAGGUUGCAGCGACCAAGGCCAAGAAGACGGCAUCUAAGAAGAGCGCCAAGAAGGCUGCGUCGGAGGCUCCAAAACUGAGCUACUUUGAGAAGAUGUGGACGACCAAAAGUGACGCGAAGGCGACAGCAGUGUCUUCCGCGGACAGCCCAGAGCAAACGCGGAGCGCUAUAGACUCGGAAACGGGUAUCCCCGUCGAGAACGACGACGGUGCUUUUAACGACCGAUGCUCGAUUUCUCGUAAUGACGAUGCAUUGCCCGGUCCCGCCUUUCUCAACGAGAACGCUGACGACUCGACCCGAAGUUCGGUCCUCUCGAAUGAAGGUGAUCCGAAGCCUUUGACAGUUCCUGAAAAUGUGGACGCUGCUGAUAAGAUUUCCAUACCUGCCUCUUUUAAUGACGAUGUAUGCUUCAUCGACUCGAAUAGUGAUGGAGAGGGUGGCGUAAGAGGAAGCGAGAAUCGUCUGUCGAUAGACCCGAGCUUGUUGCACAAGUGUGGUCAGUGUGGAAAGACCGUCGUGGUCUGGAAGAAGGAAGAACACGACGAUUAUCAUGUUGCGCUGAAACUGAGCCGUGAUGAACGCGUUCCUACGCCAUCGUCUUCCAGUGUGACAGCUGUCAGUCGGAAACGAACUGCUUCGACGACGACAAAGAAGGCAUCUCGAACGAAAAAAGCAUGUGCUGAGAAGACAAAAACGUUGAAAGACUUCUUCUCGUGAUUACAGUUGGAGUGUUUUUUUAGAUAACUUAAUGUGUUAGCGAUUACGUUGUAUAGAUUUAUUUUCUGCAGCUUGACAAGAUGGUGAAUUUUCGUGGCACUUUUCUGACCUAUGAGUGAUAAAGAAUUUAUACGCACUAUCUUUGAGCAUUUUGUACAUAUGCAAUUUUCAUGUUUUUAUUAUACAAACCCGGUGUACGUUUUACAUGUAUGAAUUGUACAGGGAAUCGCGGUGCUUUUUUUCCCUUUAAUUUGUAUCUAGAAAUGUAAACAUCGGCUAUAUCCACAAUUGUCUACAGUAAUUAGCUUGUAUAUCUGCAUGUGACUUUUAAAAUUGCUUGUUGAACUUGUGCGUAGUUGUACGGUGUUUCGUGUUAUUUAUAUGUAGUGAUCAAGUGUGUGAAUAGCGUUACAAGUUGUUAAGUCUAGAAUUCAUUUACAGCAAGUUUUCACUGUACUGACAACAACAUUCCGAUUAGAUGCUCUGUUGCUUCAUGUCUGUAACCUCACCUAGUGUUUCUCAGAAUCGUGUCGUGUGUGUAUUGUAACAUUUGCACAGUUUUUGUGACAAUUUAUCGAAAUUUUACAAACAACUUGGUGCACCCCAUUUAUUUUGGGAAGAUAGAUAGCAUGAAUUUUGAAAGCUUUGUUUACAUUUUUAUAAUGAAAAGAUAUAUCUCACAUUAUUUAAGUGGCCCAAACACGAGGACCUCUUCCUUGAGCUUACGCUACAGGAUCAAGUGAAAUAAAGCAUGUGAUAUGACAUCAGAUAUCACAUCGGAUGCAGUAUCUCAGUGGUCUUUGAUUAGUGUGUGUGCAGCAGGAAGUGUGCUUGGCUUCUUCUCUGCACUGCAGGAAACAAGAAUACCUCUGUUAUUUAAUCACUAAUGCAUUGUGUAUUGUGCAUAAGGUGCUUAUUAAAGCACCCCAUAUAACCAAACUUAAUCUGUAGUGCCUACUACUGCAAUCUCAUAAACAGAUUCUAGUUUCUGCACAUAAAACUCCAGAAUUUAUUUCAAAAUUAAGUUACUUUCAGCUUCGUCACGUCGUUAUCUUGCACGUGCACAUUCUGAAUGGUUGUUAGCAUACCCUCAAUCUGUUCAACUAUUUGGAAGUUUUAGUGCCUCUUGCAGCGUAAGAACACAGCCUUUCUACCACAAAUUUUAUCUAUAAUUUUAUGCCUUUAGAUUCCUUUUAUCCAUUCUUGUGUUUGCUAUGUUUUUAAGCCUGAUGUGACGUCCCCUUCAUGUUUGCAAUCUGAAGACUAUUUGUUGAUUUGUCCAGCCUGGGUCUUCUGUGUCUGUGCAAGUGGCAGUUAUAUUUGACUCGUGUUAUGACAACCUUUGAUGGAGCUGUUGCUUUUUAAUAAAUAGAAAAUGCUUUUAG